AUGAUGAUCACCAACUUCUUGAAGAGAACAUCAUCACCAUUGAUGUUCAAGCAGGCAUCAAAGAUGUCUGUUCGUACACUCUCCACCCUGGCACCCAAGGAAGUUACAGUUCGUGAUGCUAUCAAUAGUGCAUUGGACGAGGAGAUUGAGAGAGACCCACGUGUGUUCUUGAUGGGCGAGGAGGUUGCCAAGUACAACGGUGCCUACAAGAUCUCAAAGGGACUGUACGAUAAAUACGGAGAGAAGAGAAUCAUCGAUACACCAAUUACAGAGAUGGGAUUCGCAGGUGUUGGUGUCGGUGCCGCCAUGGCCGGACUCAGACCAAUCGUCGAGUUCAUGACCUGGAACUUUGCCAUGCAGGGUAUCGAUCACAUCGUCAACUCAUCGGCCAAGACCCACUACAUGUCCGGUGGUACGGUGUACAACUCCAUCGUCUGGAGAGGUCCAAACGGCCCACCCACCAGUGUCGGUGCUCAACACUCACAGUGCUUUGCCGCCUGGUACAGCAGUGUCCCAGGCUGCAAGGUCAUCGUUCCAUGGAACGCAGAGGAUCACAGAGGACUGAUGAAGUCUGCCAUUCGUGAUGACAAUCCAGUGGUCUGUCUCGAGUCUGAGCUGCUUUACAACUACAAAUUCAUGCUCUCGCCAGAGGCCCAGGGCAAGGACUUCUUGCUGCCAAUCGGUCAAGCCAAGGUCGAGCGCCAGGGCACAGACGUGACCAUCGUCAGUUUUUCAAGAGGUGUCUCUCUGUGCAUGGACGCUGCCGAGCAACUUGCCAAGGAGGGCAUCAACGCUGAGGUCAUCAACCUCCGUUCAGUCCGUCCACUGGAUGUCGAGACUCUCGUCAAGUCCAUCAUGAAGACCAACAGAAUGGUCACCGUCGAGGAAGGAUGGCCUCAAUCUGGUAUUGGUGCUGAGAUUGCCGCCCAAAUGGUUGAGAAUGCUUUUGAUUACUUGGAUGCACCAAUCGAGAGAAUCUGUGGUGCUGACCUUCCAAUGCCAUAUGCCAAGAACUUGGAGGAUGCUGCAAUGGUCCAGGUCGAGAAUAUUGUAAAUGGUGCCAAGAGAGUAUGCUUUAGAAAGAAAUAA
Molecule: messenger RNA, 1089 nt
Organism: Acytostelium subglobosum LB1
Lineage: Eukaryota; Evosea; Eumycetozoa; Acytosteliales; Acytosteliaceae
Exons: 3
Coding region: 1-1089 (362 amino acids)
Biological process (GO): pyruvate decarboxylation to acetyl-CoA
Molecular function (GO): pyruvate dehydrogenase (acetyl-transferring) activity
Source: RefSeq, a predicted model, not a curated record